Molecule: messenger RNA, 1503 nt
Organism: Lingula anatina
Lineage: Eukaryota; Metazoa; Brachiopoda; Lingulata; Lingulida; Lingulidae
Product: cytochrome P450 2U1-like
Biological process (GO): xenobiotic metabolic process
Cellular component (GO): intracellular membrane-bounded organelle; cytoplasm
Molecular function (GO): heme binding; steroid hydroxylase activity; oxidoreductase activity, acting on paired donors, with incorporation or reduction of molecular oxygen, reduced flavin or flavoprotein as one donor, and incorporation of one atom of oxygen
Source: RefSeq, a predicted model, not a curated record
AUGGUCAUUUUCAUGAUUUUCCAAACUUACCGACGAAAACAUAGGAAGAACCUUCCCCCUGGCCCCUGGGGGUUGCCGAUAUUGGGCUGCUUACCAUAUCUUGGGAGAAAUGCUCACCUUGUACUAACCAGGUGGGCGAAAACCUACGGCGAUGUAUACAGCGUUCGUUUCGGGACGGUCCCCGUUGUUGUCUUGAACGGCUUUGGCGUUAUCAGGGAAGCGCUGGUCAAGCACGGGGCGGACGACCAGACAUGUAUUUUGGUGGAAAACUACGACAGACUACUUGAGGAAAGGCGCCACUACACCAUGCGGCUUUUUCGAAUAAUCGGGGUCGGUCGGAAAAAUCUGGAAUCCGCCAUUUUCAAACCACAGUUGGAAGUUUUGAUGAAAGAUUUAACCAACAUGGGCGGCAAGGCAACCGAUAUCUAUCCAAUUCUACGCGAUUCCGUGGCCAAUAUCACACUCGGGAUAGUUUUCGGAUUUCAUCUUGAACAUAAUGACUCUCAGUAUGAGGGUAUUCUGGAUACAGUGCACAAAAUGUUUGAGCUCAACGCAAAGUUGAGCAUAGUGAACUUUGUUCCCUUUCUGGAAAAGCUGCCAUUGCCGCGUCUUAAGCAAUUCGAUGAAGUUUCCACUCGCUUGGUCCUACAAGUAAUUGCAUGGCUCAAAGGACAGGUAAGCAAUCAUCACGAAGAUUCCAAUCACAUAAAAUCUUUUGCCGAUUCGUACAAAACUGACGUUUUGAAGUACAGAGGCCAAAAGACAAAUGAGAAAGGACCAGUGAGAAUAAAUAACAAUGAAACAGAGUUAUAUCAUCCUACACAAGCGAUUGGACAAGAAAGAAACGACAAUUUGGACACCAUAUUUUCCGAAAACCAAAUUAUUUCUGUCGCUAUCGACCUGAUUGUGGCUGGUUUUGAGACUGUUACAACAACGUUACGAUGGGGUUGUCUGUAUAUGGCAAUGUACCCUGAAAUCCAGGCAAAAGUUCAAGAAGAAAUUGACUCCAAUUUAGGAGACCGAAAUCCAAACAUCACAGACAAAGGUACACUGCCGUACACAGAGGCAACCAUCAUGGAAAUACAGCGUCUGAAUUGUGUUACUCCAUUGGCGGUUCCACAUUCUACCACUAAAGACGUGGAAUUUCGUGGCUACACCAUCCCUAAAGAUACCAUGGUACUUGUGAACCUGUGGUCUGUCAUGACGGACCCCGUAUGUUGGCCAAAUCCCGAGAAGUUUGACCCGCAGCGCCAUCUGAACGAGAGAGGAAGAACCAUACGACACGAUGUGUUCACUCCAUUUUCUCUGGGUAAACGGUCUUGCGUAGGAGCACCCCUUGCUAGAAUGGAGCUCUUCCUUUUCUUUACCUUUUUGAUGCAGAAGUUUACAUUUCGUCUCCCAAAUGGCGCUUCAGCUCCUGUUUUUGAAGAAGGCACCCUCGCAUCAACGUUAACCCCUCCUGCGCACCAGCUCUGCGUGGUUAGUAGGGGCAAGAAGACUUAA